GGGACCCCCAGCCGCCUUUGGAGAGGCUAUGGACUCCCUAGUCGAGCCUCGGUGGCCUCCGGGCCUGGAAGUCAUGAAGACAGUAGAUGAUUUGCUGCGGUGUGGAAUUUGCUUUGAAUAUUUCAACAUUGCAAUGAUGAUUCCUCAGUGUUCACAUAACUACUGUUCUCUCUGUAUAAGGAAAUUUUUGUCCUAUAAAACACAGUGUCCAACUUGUUGUGUGACAGUCACAGAGCCAGACCUGAAAAAUAACCGCGUGUUAGAUGAACUGGUAAAGAGCUUGAAUUUUGCACGGAACCAUUUGUUGCAGUUUGCCUUAGAGUCACCACCCAUUUCUCCUGCUUCCUCCUCUUCAAAGAGCCUUGCUGCCAAACUACACACUCCUCUAGCCUUCAGACAGCCUUUAAAGCAAGCAAGCAGGUUAAUGGAGAGUUUCUUGGUUAGAGAAACUGGUGGUUCUUCAUCAGAGCUGUUGAUAAAUGAGAGUGAAAGCAAAUUCAGCCCCCAAAAAGAAGUGAGCACUUCUGCAAAGACCAGAGAGACACCUUCUUUAGAAAAGAUAGCCUCAGGCAUCGCGGAUGCUAAUGUUCCGGAGGUACCUUCUACAUCGACUUUGAAACAAGUUACUAAAGUGGAAUGUCCUGUUUGUGGAGUUAGUAUUUUAGAAGAUCACAUUAAUAAGCAUUUGGACAACUGUUUAUCACGUGAAGAGAAGAAAGAAAGCCUCAGAAGUUCUGUUCACAAAAGGAAGCCGCUGCCCAAAACUGUAUAUAACUUGCUGUCAGAUCGUGAUUUGAAGAAAAAGCUAAAACAGCAUGGAUUAUCUGUUCAAGGAAGUAAACAACAGCUCAUUAAAAGGCACCAAGAAUUUGUACACAUGUACAAUGCCCAGUGUGAUGCUUUGCAUCCCAAAUCAGCUGCUGAAAUAGUUCAAGAAAUUGAAAAUAUGGAGAAGACCAGGAUGCGUCUUGAAGCUAGUAAACUCAGUGAAAGAAUAAUGGUUUUUACAAAGGACCAAACAGAAAAGGAAAUAGACGAAAUUCACAGUAAAUAUCGUCAAAAGCAUCAGAAUGAAUUUCAGCUUCUGGUGGAUCAGGCCAAAAAAGGAUACAAGAAAACUGUUGAAAUGUCCAAAAAAAAAGUAACGAAAAAAGAAGCUGAAUCUACAGAAAAGCUAUUCUCUGUGUGCAUGGAACAGGAAGGUAAUCAAAUGAAAUUCCCAGAUAUGCCCUUGGUAAUAAACCACUUCCCCCAAUCAAAGCUGGGCUCCCCAGGGAUAUUAGAGCCUGAUAGACCUGAUGAUUCUUCUAGUUCUACUGAUAUUCAAGAAGACGCUCUUUCUUCAUCCGAAUCAGAUUCGUGCAAUAGUUCCAGUUCGGACAUCAUAAGAGAUCUUCUGGAAGAAGAGGAAGCCUGGGAAGCAGCACAUAAAAACGAUCUUCAAGACACAGACAUAAGUCCAAGACAGAACCGCCGCACAAGACCAGCAAGUGCUGAGCCGGAGCCGAGAAAUAAGCGGAAUAGGAAUUAGCGUGGGCUUUGGGGCCCUUUCCAGUGCAGCGAUCCGAGUGCAGUCCUUCUAGUUGCCGUAUAGAUUUCAUACUCAUAAAUGCCCAAAUAAGGGUGUUCAAUUCUAAAUAUUAUUUUAAACUGACUUUUCAUUCUUUUCUGCCUUUGGGAAAAAAGUAACAAAACAUCCUCAUUUGGUCAGUUACCUUCUGCCUCUAGGAAAUCUCUCUGAAAAUACUGACUUCGUGUGUCUACCAGCUUUGUACAGUACACAGACUUUCUCACAAAGGUUUUUUGUUUGAUUUUGUUUAAAUUUUAGAGUGUCCUUAAGCUGUCCUCCUUCUCUUCCAUGGAGAAACCAACGUCAGAAAGGGUUUUCAGCCUCUUACCACAGGAGCAGUGGAGGAGUGAAGUCCUCUCUUUUAGAAGAGCAGUA
This is a messenger RNA of Molossus molossus (Pallas's mastiff bat), 1945 nucleotides long. It is a transcript of the gene RAD18, whose product is annotated as RAD18 E3 ubiquitin protein ligase. The coding region runs from base 29 to 1531 and encodes 500 amino acids. Gene Ontology annotation, molecular function: single-stranded DNA binding; ubiquitin protein ligase activity. Gene Ontology annotation, biological process: DNA damage tolerance; protein monoubiquitination. The record is from RefSeq and is a predicted model, not a curated record. The transcript is spliced from 13 exons. Gene Ontology annotation, cellular component: nucleus; Rad6-Rad18 complex. Lineage: Eukaryota; Metazoa; Chordata; Mammalia; Chiroptera; Molossidae.